GGUCAAAAUUUUGCCACCGAUCGUGUAUGUAAUGAACGCUUCAGACGCCUCGUGUCGACGAUCGGAUCUGGUUUAAAUCUGCGCAAACCUGUCAGUUGACUUCUACCUUGAUCUAGACUUCAUCCUUCAUACUGCCUCUACCAACUAAAUCCUGACCUGCAUCGACGGCAUCACACGUCAGCUAAUUGAAGCUUUGCUUUCUUCUUGCUUUUCAAACAUGUCAGAACCGAUAGGAGUACAGCUCAAGAACGAAGGCAAUGAGUUAUUCAGGAAGCAGGACUUCGUAGGGGCACUUGCGAAAUACACCGAGGCUAUUGCUCUGGAUGACAAGAACGCUAUUCUAUACGCGAAUCGUGCUGCUUGCAAUCAUGGGUUGAACAGAUACCUAGAUGCUGUCGGUGACGCGAAGAUGGCUACAGAGAUUGAUCCGAGCUAUGCCAAGGGGUGGUCACGACUGGCAGCAUCUCAAGAUGCCCUUGCAGACUGGGGGCGAAGCACUGAAGCGUGGCAGAAGGCUCUGAACGCACUCCCCAAAACCAACCUCUCUCCCGCGGAGCAGCGGCAGAAAGAUCAGUAUACUGCCGGUAUGAAUGCAGCCCAAGCGCGAAGCAAGGUUCCUAGAGACCCACCUCUUGCUCAUUUCAAGGCCGACAAUGGCAAGCUUCCUUGGCAAGUGGCGACAGAGAUGCUCCCUGAACUCCGGCAAGGGGGUCUCGAAAAAGUCUCCAGCAGUGCUUGGGUGAUCGCAUAUGCGUACGAGGAAUUUAUGCAAGGGAUAGGGUUUAUGAAUGACUUGAAAAAAGUGGCUCACCCUCAAGCCCCAGGAGGAUUUGCCUAUGGCGGAAAUUUGCAGGCCUUGACGUAUCUGACCAAUGGAUUGAUGCGUGACGAACGCGCAUUCCAUAUCGGUCAAAACGAUUGGAUUACCAAGUACAAUCAACAAGUCACAUUCGAAGCUACGGCUCGCCGAGCCUGGCACUCUGACGGGCUCGAAACUAUCAAGGAACAGGCACAAAAACGCCUGAAGGAAAAGGGUUGGAAUGAUGUGCGCCCUGCUUUGUCCGUGACUGUUCGUGCUUGGAUAAUGAGAGGCACGUUAGACAGCCAUUUAAGAAAUGAACCUCAAGCAGGUAUUCAGUAUUUGAAACGAACCAUCGACUUGCUUGAAUGGGGACGAAGUGUUUGGAAGAAUGUUAUCAAGACAGAUCGUGGAAUGAUUUUCGAGGAUACGUUUUUGCGAGGCGUGCGUAGCAUGCACCUCAAGAUGUUCAUGGACGCUUACGGCACCGAUCCUGGCUUGGAAUCCAAGUUCCCCCUUGAACAUCUGAAGGAAGAAGCUGAGGACCUCCUUAAAGACAUCGAGAUAGCUCUAAAGAAUCCUAGUAAGGAGGAAGUUGACCCCGGCUUCGUGUCGUCUUUUUGCAUCUAUCCUGGUGGAAUUGCCUACUCGAUGAUUGGAUUCUAUCACGCACAGACAGCUCGGUACAGCAAUGACCUUAUGGUGUGUAUGUUUAGCUUUGUGAACGGGGCAAAGGCGUACAUGCAGGCAGCUAGAGCAUACCCUGAGGAUGACGAAUAUCAUGCAUGGUACAUGAGUUGUGCCAUGGAUUGUAUGCGGAAUGCUGGUGUCUCUAUUCGCGACUUCAAUGAAGUUGCCAUUGAUUUACGGAGAUCCGUGCCCAAGAUGAUGAAAAUAUGGGCGGUCUCUGCUCUGCAGCAAGGUGGACGAGAUGAGAAAAUACAAGCAAACUUGCGCAGCGCAGAAAAUAUAAUGAAGCGUGUGGACGAAGGAAAGUUGACGCUGGAAGAUCCUGUGCCUUUGGAAUGAUUAUUGUGAUUCACGCAUUCUCAGUAGUACAUGAUAAAUGCUUGUGUAAUCGAAUGAUCUUAAGUGUGCUUUUACGCAUGUCGACGAGGUGACUAGACCGUACCGGUAUCGAGUUUAUUUGAACAUGCGACAGUAUAUUGUACACCCAUCUAGGUGACAUCUUUGGCAUGUAGUAACACGCGUCAAUUACUGGCAUCCACCAAAAGGUACGUUGGCAAGACCUACCGUUGUGAUCUAG
Molecule: messenger RNA, 2066 nt
Organism: Suillus clintonianus
Lineage: Eukaryota; Fungi; Basidiomycota; Agaricomycetes; Boletales; Suillaceae
Exons: 12
Coding region: 218-1828 (536 amino acids)
Biological process (GO): post-translational protein targeting to endoplasmic reticulum membrane
Cellular component (GO): TRC complex; membrane
Molecular function (GO): protein binding; molecular adaptor activity
Source: RefSeq, a predicted model, not a curated record